AUGGAUCCCCUCCAAGGUCCUGCCAUCCCUCCACCGGCUGGAGAGGUCUCGAAUCUGGAUAACCCACCAAAUGGCAACCACCUUGCCUUGGGAGUUCAAGUGGGAACUUGUGUGAUCACCUCAAUAUUCUUCUUUCUCCGAAUGUACGGCCGUAUUGUCAUGUUGAGAAAGUUUCAAGCAGAAGAAAUGAUGGCUAUAUUGGCAUAUGGAUGUUACUGGGGCGCCAUUAUUUCUUCGUUCAUGAUGCUCAAGUAUCCCGGCUACCUCGUCCACGCUUGGAACGUCCGCCUUAUCAAUGUCAUUCCGACAACUUAUUGGGUCUUUGUUUACGGUGUCUUUUACUCCAUCGUGCUUCCGCUGCUCAAGGUUGCCAUCAUGGUCGAAUGGGUUCGAUUGUUUGUGCCCACUACGAAGUCCAGGAGCCCCUUCUUCUGGGGCGUUUGUGUCAUUUCCUUUGUCCAGAUUGCGGCCGGAAUCGCCAUUGUCAUUGCCCUGAACAUGCAGUGCACUCCUCACCAGCGAAUCUGGGACUUUAGAGUGGAGGGCACAUGCUUCAACCUGUACACACUGCAGGUGAUCUCGGCAAGCAUCCAGCUGGGAUCCGAUGUCGCCAUGUUCUGUCUGCCCCAGCACACCAUCUGGACUCUGAAGAUGACCUGGCAGAAGAGACUCGGUGUUGCAGCCAUCUUCAGCAUGGGUGUUCUUGCCAUUGUUGCCGCAUCCUUUCGAGUCGACGUGACCGUCCAGCAUGGAAAUAGCCCAGACAGUAUUUACACGCUUGCGCCAAUUGUUUUCUGGGCGUCGGCUGAGAUGACCUGCGGGUUCUUCAUUCUCUGCGUCCCCUGCAUCCCCAAGAUCAUCCAAGAAGCCGGCAUCGUCCCGGCCAUCAAGAGGGGAACCGGCAUGAUGAACUCCGGCAGCAACUCCAAGCACACGGGCAGCAGCUUCGCCCGCGGCGGCAACACCAAGACCUCCGUCUCGGCCAACAAGGACUACUACCAGCUCGAGGAGGAGGGCGUGCACAUGAAGAACCUGUCCGAGUCGACGGAGCAUCUGCAUGCCGGCUCCCACGGAGCGGCCAUUACUCGAACCACGCGCGUCACGGUGACAAACGACAGCCGCUCCAUCAGCGAUAGCGACAGCAAGAACGACACUUGGGGUAAUUAG
Molecule: messenger RNA, 1167 nt
Organism: Trichoderma citrinoviride
Lineage: Eukaryota; Fungi; Ascomycota; Sordariomycetes; Hypocreales; Hypocreaceae
Exons: 5
Coding region: 1-1167 (388 amino acids)
Source: RefSeq, a predicted model, not a curated record